UCAAAACCAGCACGUUUCGGGAAGAAGACAAAAGGCAAAACAAAUAAAAAGACGCACAUGUCGCAGGCCAAUAAUUUUCCGAACCCAAACGUAAAUCUCCACGACAGGACGAUCCCAAGGGUUCCCGAAUUCAUGGACCAGAAGAGGGUUCCUAGGGAUUGAAAAAAGACGAAAGCUUAGGGGCUCAAUUGUGUUUUCGGUCAGGGCACAUGGAAGUGGAGGUGUUGGAAUCGAAAUCGACGGCGAUCGGGACUAUCCGAAGGGAGAAUUCGGAGAAGGAUCGGGUGCGCGUGAAGAAGAAGACCUUGCAGACCGUGCUCGAGCAGUGCCAGAGAGCUCUCGAAUUGCUCAACACCACGGGCGGUGGCGACGAUGACGAAGACGACGAUAGCGAUGACGCCGGCAGUCCGACCGUUGAUGACGAGCAACGUGGCGAGAGCUCGGGGUCUCUGCGAGGUGACCGAGAGGCCGAUGAGCUGUGCGAUCUUCUCAAGUCAAGGCUUGAAUGCCCUGACUUCCUUGAAAAGCUAGAGUGCGCACAGGCAUCAGUUCCACAAAAUAUGGCUGCAGAAGAAGGUAGUUCUUGGGAUAUGGUUAGUGAGAAUGAUUUAUGGGAAGAUGAAGAACUUGAUUUGGAACAGGAGGAUUACGUUCUUGUUAGGCAAGAAGAUAUAGUAGAGGGUAUUGCCUGCUUCAUGGCUGCAUAUUUGUUGUCCCUAAAACAGACUAAGGAUUUGACCCCUAACCAACUCCAGGAUGCACUCAGCAAGACAUUCUCUGUGAAAAAGAGAAAGGGAAAGCUUCGGAAGGCUUGGGAUGGAAGCAAAGUUCUUUACAAUGUGGCAUCUUGGGGUGCAACUGCUAUAGGGAUAUACCAAAACCCUGUAAUUCUAAGGGUUGCAACGAAAGCCUUCUGGACUUCAUGUCAUGUAAUAUCAAAGCUUCUAUGAUUUGCCUGUGCUGUAUGGAGAAAAGGUUCUGGUGUUGGGAUUCUCGGUUGUAUUUGCGGGGGUGCUCGCGUGGUGUUCCACAAGUUGUAUGACAUUAAUGGGACGUGUUUCAUAACCACUGAUUGAUUAAUUUCUCGCCAUAAUUUUUAAUCUUGUAAAUAUUUCUCUCCUUUGUAGCAUUUUCAGGGUGCAAUUCAAAUUCAUUUGGAAAAA
Messenger RNA from Alnus glutinosa, 1163 nucleotides. RefSeq lists its product as uncharacterized. The record is from RefSeq and is a predicted model, not a curated record. The transcript is spliced from 6 exons. The coding region runs from base 210 to 950 and encodes 246 amino acids. Lineage: Eukaryota; Viridiplantae; Streptophyta; Magnoliopsida; Fagales; Betulaceae.